Molecule: messenger RNA, 621 nt
Organism: Selaginella moellendorffii
Lineage: Eukaryota; Viridiplantae; Streptophyta; Lycopodiopsida; Selaginellales; Selaginellaceae
Product: ankyrin repeat-containing protein At5g02620
Exons: 2
Coding region: 1-621 (206 amino acids)
Molecular function (GO): protein binding
Source: RefSeq, a predicted model, not a curated record
AUGAUGGAUGAAAACUAUGAUAUUAAUUGUGAGAGACAAAAUCCAGCUUUGAAAGAGCAAGUGGGAGGUAUGAUGGAAAGCAAUAUUAACACCACUGAUGAGGUUAGUGCCGAGGAGGACAAACCUCAAGGUAUCUUCACAACUGCACUAUAUCUUGCUGCGGAGGCUAAGAACACUUCUGCAAUAUCCUGGCUGCUCAAAUGGUCUCCGACUAAGGUAAAAGACAUCUUAGAAGCAGAUUCAUCCAAUUAUGGUACUACAGCUCUGCAUGGAGCUGCCACUAUUGAAAACCCUGCCAUUGUUUUAAAAUUGCUUGAGGAGCUGAGUGAUCAUGCAAAGCAAGUUAAUGUUGUUGAUAAAGAUGGCAAUACUCCCUUGCACACUGUUGUGAAACGACAGAACGUGAAAGUGAUACAAGCGCUCUUACGGACAGGUGCGGAUCCAUGCCAAAAGAAUAUCAAGGGGGAGGCGCCAUUACACAUUGCAGUCAAAAAAGGUGGCAACCUUGAAGUUCUGCUCUACCGCGUAGCCGAGGUGGACACCCCUGACUUGGAGAAGGGCCAGACUCCUCUGCACCUUGCAGUCAUAAUGCACCUGCAGCUUAUAAAGGAGUUGGAGUGA